This is a messenger RNA of Impatiens glandulifera, 1300 nucleotides long. RefSeq names its product polygalacturonase inhibitor-like. The record is from RefSeq and is a predicted model, not a curated record. Gene Ontology annotation, molecular function: protein binding. The transcript has a single exon. Bases 50 to 1051 code for a protein of 333 amino acids. NCBI's taxonomy places the organism in Eukaryota, Viridiplantae, Streptophyta, Magnoliopsida, Ericales, Balsaminaceae.
AAGAGAGGAAGAAAGGCUCCCCACUCCUUACUCAUUCUAUCUAAACACCAUGAAAACCCUAACAUCAAUUCUCUCCCUUUCUCUGAUCCUUGUCCUGUUCUUCCCAUCCCCUUCAUUCUCCUCCGCCGUCCGAUGCAACCCGCAGGACAAGAAAGCCCUUCUCACCAUCAAAACAGCCCUUGGCAACCCUUACCACCUUGCUUCAUGGGAUCCCAAAACAGAUUGCUGUGGCUGGUACUGCCUAGAAUGCCAUAGAACUACCAACCGUGUCAUCGCCCUCAACAUUUUCAACGGCGAACUCUCCGGCCAGAUCCCCCCUGCCGUCGGGGAUCUUCCCUACCUCGAAACCCUCUUCUUCCACAAACUACCAAAUUUAGUAGGUACCAUUCCCCAGACCGUUACAAAGCUCACCCGACUCAAAUCGCUCGAAGUCAGCUCCACCAAUAUCUCCGGUCCCAUCCCCGAUUUCCUCAGCCAGCUUAAGAGUCUCAACUAUCUCGAUUUAUCUUUCAAUAAGCUAACCGGUUCGAUCCCUCCUUCGCUCUCCGAGCUGCCCAAUUUAACCGAUCUCCACCUCGACCGGAACAGACUCACCGGCUCAAUCCCAGACUCAUUCGGGAAGUUCAAAGGAACGGUCCCCUCCCUGUAUCUUUCCCACAACCAGCUCACCGGGUAUGUCCCUAAAUCACUAGGGUUCUUGAAAUUCCCCAACCUUGAUUUCUCUCGCAACAACCUCCAAGGUGAUAUUUCCUUCUUGUUCGGCCCCGGCAAGGUGCUUUGGAAGGCCGACUUCUCCAGGAAUUUGUUCCAAUUCGACCUGUCCAAGGUUGUUUUCCACAAAAGCUUGAGUUGGCUAGACUUAAACCACAACAAGAUCUAUGGGAGCCUCCCGCAAGGUCUGACUUCAUUGAACCAGCUGCAGUUUCUGAACGUAAGCUAUAAUAGCCUCUGCGGUAAGAUCCCGGUUGGGGGUAAGCUUCAGACGUUUGAAAACACGGUGUAUUUCAACAACAAGUGCUUGUGUGGGGCUCCAUUGUCGGCAUGCAAGUAACUGGCAUGGGGAUGAUCAGAUCAGGUAAGGUAAGGUUAUGUUUCCUUAAGCUGUAAAAUAAAAGAUUAUGAUAUCCUCUCUGUUGGAAGGUGCAUGUUUAUUAUUAUUAUUAUUAUUAUCUAAUUGUGUUUCUACUGUAUUUCAAUUAGCAGUAACUAGUAACUGCAACAAGUGUUUGUUUGGUUUUUAAGUGUUAUUAUUAUUAUUAUGGUUUAAUGGAAACUUAUUAAAUAAAUGUUUGUAAUCAUA